UCUGCCAGUCAGCCCUUCCCCAGCGUGUGGCAGCCGCCCCAGACAGAGGAAGAGUAACUCUGGAAACGGUGUUAUCAGCAUCCUCCAUGGACUUCCUCACCUCCUCUCCAGCCCCAUUAGCCCCAAGCUCCUUAGCAUCCUCAAACAGAAAGUGGGGAAGCUGGGAUGGGGUCAGCGCCCUGAAGCCGGCCCCCUCUCUUUUGCCAAGACCUACCUCUGCGCAGCCCUGAGUGGGCAGCUGAAGGCUGCAGCUGGAAUCCCGAGCGAGAGAUGGAGCCCCAGCUGGGGCCUAAGGCUGCCAGCCUCUGGCCAGGCCGGCCUGGCCUGCUGCUGUGGGUCUCAGCCCUGAGCUGUUCUUUCUCCUCGCUGGCUUCUCCCUCUCCUUCUCUGGUGCCCCGAAUCAGAACCAGCUACAAUUCUGGAAGGACUUUCCUCGGUCUUGAUAAAUGCAAUGCCUGCAUCGGGACAUCAAUUUGCAAGAAGUUCUUUAAAGAAGAAAUCAGGUUUGACAGCUGGCUGGCCUCCCACCUCGAACUGCCUCCCGACUACUUGCCUUCUUACCCUGCAAAUUACUCAGAUGAUUCCAAAACCUGGCGCCCUGUGGAGGUCUCCAGGCUGGUGAGCAAACAGCAAAGCGACAUCUCAGACAGGAGAAUCUGCGCCUCUGCGGCAGCCCCGAAGACCUGCAGCAUCGAGCGCAUCCUGCGGAAAACCGGGAGGUUCCAGAAGUGGCUGCAGGCCAAGCGCCUCACACCGGACCUGGUGCAGGGCCUGCCCAGCCCCUUCCUGCGCUGCCCGUCGCAGCGACUCCUGGACCGCGUGGUCCGGCGCUACGCCGAGGUGGCCGACGCUGGCAGCAUCUUCAUGGACCACUUCACUGACCGCGACAAGCUCCGUCUGCUCUACACGCUGGCUGUCAACGCUCAUCCCAUCCUCCUGCAGGUCUUCCCGGGGGCCGAGGGCUGGCCGCUGCCCAAGUACCUGGGCUCCUGCGGCCGGCUCGUGGUCAGCGCCGGCACCAGCCCGCUGCGCGACUUCUACGCGGCGGCCCCGGACCAGGCGGCCGACCUGGCCUACCAGCUGCUCGGGGUCCUGGAGUCCCUGCGGAGCAACGACCUCAACUACUUCUUCUACUUCACCCACGUCCACGCGGCCACGUUUGGCAUCUUUGACAACGGGCAUCUGUUCAUCCGGGACGCCAGCGCGUUGGGCGUCAUCGACAAGCAGGAAGGUAGCCCAGCGGCCGCCGGGGCAGCAGAGACUGAAGACGUCUUUAGCUGCCUGGUCUCCGGCUGCCAGGCCGAGCUGCCCUCCUGCUACACCGUCCCGGAGAAGCAGAGCCUGGUGCUCGUUUGCCGGCAGCUGCUGCCUCAACUUCUCCAGGGGAAGUUCCCCUCCCCGGUGCAGGACGAGAUAGACGCUGCGCUGGCACAGUGUGGGGACGAUGCCCGCCCAGACUCCGAAGUCCUGGGGGCCGCCCGCCGGCUGAAGGACCUCUUGAGGCCCCUGAGAACCUGUGACCCCAGAUUCGCCUAUCGCUACCCAGACUGCAAGUAUAAUGAUAAGUUCUGAGGGGCUGGAGCCUUGCGGGCCUCCGGGGACAGCAUCCUUGGCCCUCCCUGGCCGAGGCGGGUCGCUGCAAGGUUGACAGGAGCAGCUCUGUGCUUAGACAUUCGGAGAACUGCCCCUUCAUCUUCCCCGGGGAACUGAGCGACACCCCGACAAACAGGGGAGCCGUGGCGGCCCCUGCGGCCACAGCGUCACCGAGAAGAGGCUGGACGCUCGAUGGGCCUCCCUGAGCCUCGGGGUCCUCUGUCCUCCACCGGACUCUCGAGUUAGUGAAAGAAGACAGGGCUGUGAAGGGCCAGGACGCGUGCAGGUGGUUACGAAGAGUGUUCCAGAAGUCUGCACAGACAGGACUAAUGGGACAGAGCCGUGGCGGUGGAGGCUGGCGUGGAGGGAAGGGAGUGGGGAGGUGAGGCCUCUGGCCAGGACGCUGUCACACUCAAACCCAAGGGUCUGCCUUCCGGCCCCCUGCGCCCUAGCACUAGCCCUCCUGCCCUGCUCCCCACAGCGCAGGGGUGCAGGAGACCGAAGGCCGAGGAAGUGCAUGGACAGGUCCACACUCUGGGUGCCCGGCGUCCCAUGCGCUCGUGUGAGGCACCCCGUGGUGUGGUUAGAGAAGAGACCAGCGGUGGGCUGGGGGCCAGUGUGUUCGUCCGGGACCUCCGAGAAGCAGGCGUUACGACAGGGUGAGACGGGCAAGGAUCGUAUUAAAGAAGAUGCCUGCAUGCAAUGGGGGAAGGAGGUGCUGCCGGUCUGAGGCCCGGUGAGGGAGAGCAGGUCAGUGGGAGCAUUCUAAGACUGGCGUCUGCGCUACCUACAGGAAGCUUCUACAGGCCUGUCAGGGUGUCCUGGAGGCCAGGCCAGCCACCAGAGGAACCCCGAGCCUUCCAAGGCUGGAUGGCCUGGUGCACUCAGUGGUUGGCAGGGAACGCCCACGGGAAGCACCGCUCCGGCCUCAUGGCACAGAUGGAUUUCAGAGUGGGGUGCAGGGCCUGCAGCCAGCUCUGCUCUCCCGUGCAGGACAUGGCAGCCGCAGCCAGGGCCCCAGGCCAGCCCUGUCCUCCCUGCCGCCUCCACUGCAGGAGUGGAAGGAGUCUGAGAAUUUUCAUUCAAACUUGGCCUUACAGGUCAUUAUGUCGGUAUUUUGUCAAGGUCAGCCAACAGAACGGAUUUUAUUCAACAGUUUGCUAGUUGUUUGGUAUCAAAGGUACCUUGAUUCCUUAUUUAGCCAUAUGAGAUGUGGGCCUCCAUGUGGAUUCUUGCCAUGGCCCAUCAAGUCAUAGUGGGGGGAGAGGGUUGUGGACCUUUGUCCAGCCUCCCUGUCAGCCCUCUCCCCUUAGGGACCUCCCAGGUGGCCUCCUCUCUUCUCCCUCAGAAUCACCACUUUUAGGUCAGAAUGCCUGACUUAACAGGCCUCAUAUUGCAGACGGGGUAACUGAGACCCAGGAGGAAGAACGACUUGCUGAGAGAGCCCACGAUCCUCUUGCCUUGCCCUUUGGCUACUGAUUCGCACCCUGUCCUACCCAGUUUGAGUCCCUUCACUCACAUUUAAAGAGGGGCCCAGAAGAGUCCUAUUCCCUUGUCCACUAGGUUGCUUGUCUUUGGGGUUUGCCUUUUGACUGCUCCAGACACUACCCCUGGGCCAACCAUGAUAGUGAGGAUGGCAGGCCAAGAUUCUGGAAGGGCGGGCUUGGGCUGCCUGAGAGUCUUUGAGACUGUUGCCUUCUGGCUGGGUCUGGAGAGGCGAGGAUUGACCAACCUUUCCCAACACCUUGCUUUCAGCCCAGUGAAACUGAUUUUUGACUUCCGGCCUUCAGAACGAUGGGAGGAAACAUUUUUAGUGGUUUAAGCCACCCAUCUUGUAGUAAUUUGUUAUGGCAGCCCCAAGAAACUGACACACACCCCCAACCCCCAACUCCGUCUUAGUGUCUGCUUCGAGAGAACCCAACCAGCAAUAUUCCCCAACUUCAAGCUAUAGUGAUGGCUUCAAAGGCCAGACCCAACCGUGAGGGAGUGUGUUUUGCCUCUGUACCCAGGGCUGCGGCUCAGAUGAUUCCAUUUCUCCACUUACUAAGUCCCACGCCUCAUUUAAGAUCCUGUCUGAGUCCUACUUUGACCUAGAGCGUUUCCUGACAGGCUGGCCUCAGUGAGCCCUUUCUGAAUCCCAUCUCUGUACCCCUGAAUCAUAGGUUUGUGCUCAUUUAAGGCUAAUCCUAACGGUAUUCCAGAGAGAUCUGUGUCCCAUCCUGCCAUCCAGCCUCGGGCAGCCUCAGGAUGGUGGUGGAGUGGGCCCUUUGGGUUUCUCCACAACAACCUGACUGGGCACAGAGCAAGUGCUCAAAAAGUGUUCUUGCUAUGAUGAGUACAUCCUUUAGCCCUUUUUGCUUGGUGUUUGUCACAUACCAUGUGCUCUAGGCUCAAUGUUUGUGUCUCCCCAGAAUUCUUUCGUAGGGGAUCCUAACCCACUGUGUGAUGCUAUUAGGAGCUGGGGCCUUUGGGAGGUGAUUGGCUUGUGAAGGUGGAGUCCUCAUAUAUGGGAUUAGUGCUCUUCUAAUCCCAGAGAGUCUCCUUGCUCCUUCUGCCACGUGAGGACACAGGGAGCAGAUGGCCAUCUAUGAGCCGGCAAGAGGGCUCUCUCUCAACACCAAAUCUGCCGGCGCCUUGAUCUCAGACUUUCGGGCCCUCAGAACUGUGAGAAAUAAAUGUCUGUUGCGUAUAA
This is a messenger RNA of Canis lupus familiaris (dog), 4285 nucleotides long. It is a transcript of the gene DIPK2B, whose product is annotated as divergent protein kinase domain 2B. The coding region runs from base 271 to 1572 and encodes 433 amino acids. The record is from RefSeq and is a predicted model, not a curated record. NCBI's taxonomy places the organism in Eukaryota, Metazoa, Chordata, Mammalia, Carnivora, Canidae. The transcript has 5 exons.